This is a messenger RNA of Fibroporia radiculosa, 918 nucleotides long. RefSeq lists its product as uncharacterized. The record is from RefSeq and is a predicted model, not a curated record. The transcript is spliced from 8 exons. Gene Ontology annotation, biological process: negative regulation of gene expression via chromosomal CpG island methylation; protein ubiquitination. Gene Ontology annotation, molecular function: ubiquitin protein ligase activity. NCBI's taxonomy places the organism in Eukaryota, Fungi, Basidiomycota, Agaricomycetes, Polyporales, Fibroporiaceae. The coding region runs from base 1 to 918 and encodes 305 amino acids.
AUGCCUACCAUGGGGAUAAUCCGCAGGCCUCUUCCGAGGCAUGUUCGUGAUCCCGCUGUUUUUGGGCACAUUCCCGAUGUCCCGGUUGGAACGCGAUGGGGAUCCAGGCAGGAAUGCAGUAAUGACGGGGUGCACCCGUCCAUCAUGGCAGGGAUUUGCGGCCGCCAAGAAACUGGUGCAUACAGUGUCGCGUUAUCUGGAGGAUACGAAGAUGAUGUUGAUGAAGGAAAUACAUUUACAUACACUGGUUGUGGUGGCCGCGAUACUGGGGGAGACAAGAAGCUUAGGACAGGACCUCAAGCAUAUGACCAAUCAUUUGAUAAUCCAAAAAAUAGAGCUUUGAAGGUAUCUGUUGAUACUGGAAGGCCUGUUCGGGUGAUCAGAGGCUUCAAGCUUGACUCUAAUUAUGCUCCAGCUGAGGGAUAUCGUUAUGAUGGACUGUACAAAGUAACUGAAGCGUGGCUUGCCACUGGGAAGGCUGGGUACAAAGUUUGCAGGUACAGAUUUGUGCGACUCCCAGAUCAACCUCCAAUUCCAAGAAGAGAAGGCAACUUCAGUUCAACUUAUGUCAGUCGACCCAGGCAUUACAGUCCCAUUCCGGAGCCCAAGUAUGAAGGUACAGCUAUACCGAAAAUGGAGCAAACUCGUCAAGGAUCUUCUUCCACAUCAUCGAGACCAUCUGUCCCUACUUCUUCCAGGGCGGGUUCUGCCGGUGCCGGUGCCAGCUCAUCCUCGCGGCGUCCGCUCAAGUUCACGAAGAUCCAGCUGGGAACUAGGCCUCAGGCCAGUUCUUCAAACCUCACUAGGGCAAAACGACGGAGAGACGAUCCUAUUCCGGAACCAAAGUUUGAAGGCUACUACGUCGCGAAGCAGGAGAAUGUAGACGCCCAUACAUCAAAAUCGUUCUCGGGCCAAUAG